Messenger RNA from Cinara cedri, 26616 nucleotides. Lineage: Eukaryota; Metazoa; Arthropoda; Insecta; Hemiptera; Aphididae. The record is from the annotation of a GenBank genome assembly.
GCCGCCGCCGCUGCCGCCGCCGUCGCCUUUACACCGCCGUGCGACUCCGCGAGAGACGCACGUUGUCCGCCGGCAACCCAUCGUCACCGUUGAAAAACGAUCGUAAGUAUCGGGAUUUUAAAUUUGAAUUUUUUUUUUUUUUUUUUUUUUGGUAUUUAUUUUUUUUUAUCGCUUUAUUGUUUUCGCGCAUUCUUCCCGAAUAAUAUUUCUGUCCGGGGUCGGUCGAGAUUGACAUUAUCGCCGUACACAAUAUUAUUAUUUACGUCUACAUUAUCACACGGGAAAUAUUUAAUCUCUUUUUGCGGGGGACGGAGGGGGAGGGGAACAUCGGCAUAUCGUAAUAACGCGUGCACGCGGACGUACGGGCAAAAUUUACCUUUCGGUUUUCGUCCCGAACAAAGAGGCUUUUCAGAAAUAUUGUUCGCGGAUGCGGUUACAGAAUAAUGUUUCGGAGGGGGUUUAGGGUUGUAGCUACGCUUUCAAACUCCAAAAAGAUCACAUGCUUUCGAUUGUAGGAUUAUUUUUUUUUUUUUUUAGCGAAUACAGCCUAAAUUAUAACGUAAUUAAAAUGAUUGUGAUGAUAUACGCGAUAUCGCCGUAUCGGUUAUAAUUUUCUAAAAGCAGGAAAACCACAAAAAAUUAGAAAUGACAAAUAAUAACAACGUAAUAUAUAUAUAUACCUAUUACCUAGUAAUAAAAUAAGAACCUUUAAGAAAAUUAAGAAAUAAAAUAAGGUUUUAGUAAUAAAACCGAAAUUGCAUUUAUGUCUUCCUCGUUGACAGAAACCACUUUUAAAACACUAGUGAAUGAAAUCCACUUUCAUCGUAAUUUUCAUAAGAUUUCCGGGUGAGUGGUAGGGAGGGGUUGAACCCCCGAAACCCCAUCGUGUACACUCGCCCGCGUAAAAAAGCGCGCACGCCUGAAAUCAACUUUCCGGUUUUCCCGCCCGAACCGAACAAAGAGGGUUUCGGUUUUCACCCGUGAUUACAGAAAUAUUAAUCGUCAUAAACGAAAGUGCAAACGUUUUGGUGAAACAAACGAAAUGUAAUUUUAAGUGUAACCAUAAUGAUAUAAGUGUAAAACAUAUAAAAAAAAAUAAUUUUAAACCCUUAUUUUGUCGGAGUUUGUACGGCACGCGGAUAAACUCAUACCGCAUGAUUUUUAUUGUGUUACCCAUAAUUCAUUUAUAUCCUGUUGUUUGAAUACUCUGUAGUAUUCUUUCGGAUUUUUCGUAACACUUUCCUAAAUAAAUUUCAUCACAUUUCGGUACGAACUUCGUUGAUGAUAAUAAUAUCCAAUCACGCCUACAGUAAAGUGUAGGGAUUUUUCCGACUUCACUAACACAAUAAUUCACGUUUAUGUUUAUUAAUUUAUGUAACAACGACUUACGGGGGACUAUUCGGUAUUACACUCCCAUAGUUGAUACUUUGUUUUAAACUAAAAUAAAAAAUAUAGGUGUACGAAAUUUUUCGUUCAGUAUAAAAAAUUAAUUGUAGUUUUCCGAGAUAUCUCUCGAGUUUGACUUCGCGAGACGUUCUGUAUAAAUAACAUACAAUAUUUAUUUUAACGAAUUUUUUGUUCUUUAGACAUUCACUUGGUUUUUCACGUGCAUUAUUGAUAAUACAACUAAUGUGAAUUAGGUGUUAAUAUUUUAUAUAUUUCUCAAAUGGACAUCAUAUCGUAUGAUUCGCAGGUAUUCAUUGUUAAUCUAAGACUUGAAGAGUUGCAUGCCCGAAAUUUAAAAGGAAAAGUACUAACUUUUGAAAGAUAAUUUCCAUUUAAACAAUCGUAGUGUUUCGUUAGCCUAUUACACCCGAAAAACUUUAUUUACUUGCCAAUUAACUUUAUUGUUUUUUAUGACUUGUAAGAUGCGCUCACGGACAGCGGUAAUCAACAAUUUUUUUUCGUUUAUGAUCAAUAAUAAUAUUAAUUCUAUGGUCGAAAACCAAAACUCUUUUUUGUUGAAUUUGUGGAAAAAGGAUAAUUUUUUUUUUUUUUGGGGGGGGCGGAAACCAAAAGGUCAACUUCGGGCGAAAAUGGGUCCGCCCAUCAUGUACAUAUACGACCGUAUAAACGCGUGUUAUGAAUCCUGACUUAGGAUGCAUUUUUUUAUUUGUUUUCGGUUCAUAUAGAAUAUUAUAUACUUGUAUAUUUUUACUCCUAUCGAUGUUUUUAUACGAGCCGUUCGCAAAUGCUUUUUGUACUUUUCCAAACGUGACGUAUAAAAACUGAUGGUUUUGCAUCACGAUUUGUCAUCAUCAGUUUUUUUUUUUUUUUUCAUAUAUACACAUUUUAUUUCGGUUUUGCUGUAGUCAACAAAUAUUAUAAGGCGCGAGUUUUUUAUGCGUACGACGGCGAACGUAUUUCUAAAGUUCUCAAAAAAAAAAAAAAUAAAAAAAAAUAUUACGGUUCGAAUUUUAAUAAUUUGACAUAAAUUUGACGGGACCCGAUGACAUAACCCGGUAUUAUGAUAUCGUAAUGAUUUUAUUGUAUCGCAGAAACAACGCGAAUCGGUUUUUUUUUCUUAUAUUAUUCAUUCGUUUCUUUAUUGUGUACGCAAUACGAUUUUAUUCGAAAAUCCGAGAAACACUUAUAAUUGACGCGUUUAUCGGAGCGCGUGAGAUUUAAAUAAACAAUACCUGAUUUACAUAAUGUCACGAGUUAUCGUGCUGGCAAUCGAUCGCUAUAUAUAUAUAUAUAAAGGUAAUUUCCGGGCGAUUAUUAUACCGGAUAUAAUUAUAAACGGCAAGCGACACUGAAUAUUACGCAAACACAAUAUGAUAAUAUUAUGUAUAUAUAUAUAUAUAUAUAUUUUUUUUUUAUUAUCUAAUUUUUACAUUUAUUUUCUAUAUUUGUCUCAGGCACAUUUGCUUGGAGGUGUUUAAACUAUGUAGUGAUGUGACAUAAAUCUGGAUUGUCCGAAAAUCCGAAAAAUCCCGAAAUCGGGAUUUCGGAUGUUAUAUAGGCUACUAAAUCCGAAUUUCGUGGUUGACAUUGUAGAUUUCUGUAUAUUCUAAUUGAAAAAAAAUCAAUUUUUUUUUUUUAUAUAAAAUUUAAGUGUAGUUAUGAAAACUCUAUUAUAAGUAAUAUACAUAAAAUAAUACUAAUUCAGUGUUUCAAAAACCGGAUUUUUCUCAUCACUAGUUUAAACAAUUGUGCAUACUAAUAAUACACUCGUAUAAAUAUAAUAUUUACGCCGCGGUGACUGUAUAAUCAGUUAAAAUUUGUGCAAGUUGGAUACGUUAACUGUGUGUCUAUGCAAAGUGUAUGUGUUAUAGUUUUAUCGCUAACUAAUUUAAUUAAUUAGUUUAGUUUUAUCAGUGCCGAAUCAAGUGGAAACGGAUUAGGAGGGGCAGGGGGUAUCCGUGUCCCAAACAUCAUAGGCCGCGAAGAUUUCGAAUUUUUAUUGGUUGGGUGCUAAAAUAGUUCUAAUAUAUUAUUUAUAUUACAUUAAGACUGGCUUAUAUUAUAUAAAAUAAAAAUUUUAUAGGGAAGGCUUCGGACGAUUUUGGGUGGAUGGGCUGAGCCCCCUGACUUCCCCACAAUCACGGCUGUCCAUGUCCGGACACCAUAUUUUGGUAUGAGGGCACGCUUAAAUUUAUGAACAAAAUAAAAAAUUCCAAGAAUAUAAUUGAGAAAUCUUAACGACGUCAAUUUAUCUGUUUUUAUUUUAUGUCAUUUUCAAGUUUUCCCAAUUGUUAUAAAAACUGGUUAGAAAGUCAAACAUCUUUAUUGUAUCAGCUAGAUCUGAAAUCUGAAAUAAUUGGGAAAAAUCAGGAAAUUUGUUUAGGAAAAAUGGAUAAAAUAUAAUUACGGUGCGCCGCGGCGUUACCGAUUUUAUUAUUUAUAAAUAUUUAUGAUGUAUGGUUGCUACCAAAAAUCUUGUUCAAAUCAAAAAACGACAUGAGACCUUUAUUGUUACAUUUUGGAUCAUUGAUUUUCUAACCAUUUUUCAUUAUAAUUAAGGAAAAAUCGGAAAAAAACGUUAAAUAAAAAGUUCAAACCUAUGACAUGAUAAUAAUUAAAAAUUGUUCUAAAUUACAUUUCAACCAGAAAUAUAAUUGUUGUAAGUUUCAAGAGUAAUAUAUUCCCUGACAAAAAAAAAAAAAUGGUUUAGAUUGUGAGUAUUGUUUGACUAAACAGAAAUGCUAGAAAAUUUAAUCAUAGGUUUAUUAUAAGUUGUAGUUAGUGGUAAAAAAGAAAGUAGAGCGAAAUGAAGUUUUUUUUAUAAAAGUUUAAGAUUAUAUUUUAACGAAAAUUGUAAAAUUUACAGCAUUUCAAAACAUGUAUAACCAAAUUCUGCUCAAAAUCACAUUUCGUUUUGAACGGUUUAUCAAUACUUACGGAUUAACUUCAUGUAUCCUACUUUUUUAAAUAUAAAUAUAAUUUUUUAUGUUUUAUGCACAUGUUUUAUUUUUACGUAUAGAAAAUUAUAAUAUAAUAAGGUAUUUCGGAAAUUAAAUAAUUGUGGUUUCAUUGUUAUAUAGUAGGUACAAAUUGAAUAUACUUUAAUACUGUAAUGAAGUAUUUAAAACCCUCCACAAAAUAAUCUUAAAUAAAUCCUAAAACAUUCAUUUUAUGAUCAAUUUUUUUUUUUAUGAUAAUAUAUUUCCUAAAUUUUCUUGCUUCAAUUUUCAAGUGUAGCUAUUUUCUGAGAACAAAAGUUCGCAUGUAUUGAAGGAAAGAUACUUUUAGAUUUUCUUUGUUGUUUUCCAAAUAAUUGAGAAAAACCGAACAACAUAGUAAAAUUUUGUGCAAUUUCUAGGCAUUUGAUAUUUUUUGAGUUUGUUUAGUUUUAUAUAUGUGAGUAGAAUAAUUGUUUUGGUCAGAUAAAAAUGGUUGAAAAUUGUACAAAAGGUUCAACAAUAAGUUCUUUUAAAAAAAAAAAAAAAAUUGAACACUACCUAGAAGGAUAAUUGUAAAAGCAUUUUAAGUAGAAAUUGUUUUUAUUUUUGUUACAUACAAGAAAUUUUAUUCCAAAUUCUAAGAGUAGUGUUAUUUCCUGAGAGACUAUUUUGCCUAAUUAGCGAGUGAGGAGUUCGUUGAUGUUCUAUGUAGUUUAGUUAAUGAUUGAGCAAAACCGGAAGAAAAGAAAGGAAAAACGGGAAAGUUUAUGAAAUGAAUGGUUUUAUUAGUCUCAAUUUGAAAUUUUUUUGUUUUUUCUAUUUGGUUAAAAAUAAUAGGGAUCUAAAAUAUUUAUAGAACAACUUUAUUGAUUUUUUUCUAAACAUGGUAAUAUUUUUAAAACAUUCUGGGGAUUUUUAAGCUAUUUAUGAGAAUUUUACUUUUUCGAGUUUUUUAAAAAUAUUUUAUUGUAUGGAUAAAAUUAUUUGAUUGAACAGUGGAUGCUUAAAAAUUUAACAUGAGGUUCAUCAUAAUUUGUACUUAUUGGUAAAAGAAAAAUUUUGCGUAAAGUAAUAGUUUUUAUUUUAUAAGUGUUUUAAGAUCAAAUUUUGCCGAAAAUCAUAAAACUCAAGGCAUUUAAAAAAAUAUAAAUAAAUUUUGCUCAGAAUAUUUUUUUGCUAGCAAUAAUUUAUCGUUGUACACAGAUAUAAACUAAAUAACUCUAUGUAUUUAACCUUCUUAACUUUCUACCCACCACAGUAGCACAUAGCUAACCUAAUAUAUUCAUCCAUUUCGCGUAUAGUUUAAUAAAUAAAAUAAUAUUUGUAGUAAAAUCAAUAGUUGAGGUAUUGAGUAUCAUAUUAAUACAAUACAAUACUAAAGACAAUUCAUGUUCAUAAUAUAUUGAUGUUUUUGUAACUUAAUUUUUCCUUGUUCAAUAUAGGUAAAAUAUUAAAAUAAAGUUGUAAAAGCCAUGGCAUAAGGGAAAGGGAUGAUUCAUCUGUUGCCUCUCCCAUAAAACUACCACUGGGUCAGGUCUCAUGCUAAAAGGAGUAGAUCGUCGAUUAAGAUGGGACACAAGACCGUCGAGUUGCCUAUUACAGUAUAAUAUAUUUCUAUUAAAUUUGAAAUUGGCAAUUAUAUUUUAUAAUUGCAUAUUAUGGAAAAAUAAUACUAAAAGGAGCUAAAUUCUUCGUAUUUCAAAUUAAUACCUUUAACAUAGUGUACCUAUUAUAAGUACAUAUAUUUUGUCUUUUGCUGAGCUUCCGUGCUAUUUUAAUAUCAUUUAGGUACUUUGAGUUACAAUUUAAAACUCAUAUUCAAUAAUGAGAUUAAAGUCUCGAAAUAAAUUAUGUAGGUACCUAAAGUUAAAUUAGUAUAAUAAUGAAUGUUAUAUAUUUCAGAAAGUCAUUGUGAAAUAAUUACAUAUUAUGAUUGAGGAAUUUUUUUUACAUAAAGUAAUGAAUUAUGAAUUAUAAGUUAGAACAGUGGUGCAACCAUGGUAGGUUAUAAAUUUCAAUCAAAUUUUUGGACAGGCUUUUGGAAGAACGAAUUACUGUUAUACAUGUAUAAAUAAGUGAAGUGCACGACGUACACUAUAAUAUUAAAUGUACAAAAAAAUGUCUAUAAUUGCAAUUCAAAUUAUAUAAAUCUAUAUGGUAUUACGUAGAAUUCGAAAUAAAGAAUGUCUAAUUUGGAGAGGGGGUUAUAACUACCCCCCUAAUUGUGUCACUGGGUAAUAAAUAAAAAAGUGCAAUAUAAAGUUGUUCGUUAAUAAAUGGAAUUUCGAAACUAUAUUUUUAAAACAAUGUGUAUUAUUUCCUAUGCUUUCAACAAAUUAAAACAAUGAAUGCCAAAAAUGAUCGAUUUUCCUUAAAAUACUCGUAUAUUUUAACAUGUCUUUUCACUAAAACCAUAACCCUGUUUUUAAUACGCCGUGCAUGAUAUACAUAAUACUUUGUAAUUAAUAUAUUUAUUUGAUAGAUUGACAUAAUUUUUUAACAGAAUAAAAUGUCUCCAAAUAAAAUAAAAUAAUUAAUAAAUAUAUAAAUAAAGAUCUAAUUAAUAAAUUCAUUUUCACUACCUAUCUAAUAACAUAGUGACACCAAUUGUUAAUGCGACAUGCAUCCAUUUAUAAUUUCGGUAUUAAAUCCCGAAAAUUCAAAAUCAUAUUCUAUCAUUUGUAUAAUAGAAAGAAAUCGCCAAGGUAUUUAAUUUAUUUUUUCUUGUCAAUGAUUUGUUUUUAUUAAAGGCGACUAGCUUAUAUAUUAGACACAAGAUAUUUAAUUAAAAUUGCUGACUUCUACAUUAUCACUUACAUACAAUGUAAGACAAAAGCUACAAGUUUCUAUAUCCCAGACAAUUUCAGGAAUUUAGGUGAGCUUUCCGGAAUGCAUAGCUUUGUGUAAUAGUCGGGUUUAAAAUUAUGGUAUUUUGCGGAAUUGUGAAGUUUUGCGAAUAAUAAUUUCGAAAUACAUUGAGAUUGGGUUUAUGCGGAAUUGUGAAGUUUUACGAAUAAUAAUUUCGAAAUACAUUGAGAUUUGGUUUAUGCUCGAGUGUUGGAAUUCUUUAAUGUCCUAGGUAGGUAUGUUUGCAGAAUUUUUGCUGUUAACGGAUAGUAUAACGUCAUAACGAGCAGAAUUAUAUAAUCAAGCGUAUAAUAUACUUAUUCCCAAAUUUGAAUUUAGUGAUAACUGGAUUUAGGACGAGGAACUUUUUGUGAGGUAUUUGAUAUGUUGGAAUUUUGAUUUUAAGCGUGGUCUACUGCGUGUACUACUAUUUGUACCGUGUAAAAUAAUACACAAUGUGCACAUUAACGUAGUUUUUAUUAGUUUUUCGAUACAGUGCAAGUAUUUUUGUAUCAUUAUAAAUAUUGAAAAGUUUAUUAAUUUGGAAUUUUCAGUUUUCAAUUUCUCACUACCUAUUUAUUUGUCGAGUAUUAUUACAUACCAAUAAUAAUAUUAGAGAAAAAUAUUAAAAACUAACAAAUGCAAAUAUGUACAAUUUUGAGUUUUGGUAUAAGCCGAAUAAAAUAGGUACAAUUGAAAAUAAAAAUAUAUACAUUUAUCGUAUCAUAUUAGGUAUAGGUACGAACAAAUUGUAAAAUGGAAACCUUUUAUAUAUACUGCAAAUCCUUUUGUGUCAGGUGGCGUAAAGUUGUUGGGCAUAAUAGAGGACGACUUGACGAUUUGAUUUGUAUUAAAGCGUUCGCGCGAAUUUACUAUAAGUAGAAAUAAGGGCGGAAGAAGGCUUUCGUUUAAACGAUUUAAGGUUUUUUUUUAUUUCAAAGGAAUCUGUAUGGCAAUGACAAUAGGAGAAUAAUAUAUUUUAUUCGCAAAGGCUGUUCAUUGUAAUGUACUUAUAUCAUUUGCACAGCUAUAAUAAUACUAUUGAAUUGAAAUUAAAUUGUAUAAAAUCUCAAAUAUAUUAAAAUUAUAUAAUAAAAUAUAUAUAUAUUUUUUUGUAGGUAGGAAUUGUGAUAACAUAUUUGAAAAAAAAACAACGUAUUUUUUGGUUUCAUUACAUGGUAUUUUUAUAGCUUUACGUGUAGGUAAUCGUUUUGUUCAUAAAAAUCACUUGCUUAACGCACCUAUGUAUAACAUAAUAUAAUACAAAUAUAUUUUACCACAUUGUCUAUAAACACAAUUCCUUUUAACAAUGCCCAAUAAUUAUUGUUUGAAGAUGUUUAUAAUUUGCAUUGUGUCCAUAACAUGGUAUAAUAUAUUAUCGUAACUUGUACUAUAUUAUAUAUAUAUAUAGAAAUGCUAUUGUUGACAAAGAUUUUUUAAAUAGGUACUUAAAAAAAAAACUAGAUAUUACCUGACUUUCGAAAACUAUUUUUCUCAAAUAAUCUAUGGUACUAAUUGGCAAUUUUCACCACAAGUCUACACCUAUAUAAUUAACUAAAGGCAUGUGCCUAUAUGUAAUACAGGCACAUGCAUCAAAAACAUUUUCAGUGAGAGAGGGAUUUAUAAGUAAAAGAAUUAAACAUUUUGAACUAUAAAACUAGUAGAAGGAUCAUUUUUAAAAUUUUGGGGAGGGGAGGGGAUUGAACCCCUAACCCGAUCUUGUAAACAUGCUUGUAAUUAUAUAUAGUAUAUAAUAUAUAAAAGUAAAUUACUUAAUUCCUACUUUUCUUAACCAAUCGAUACAAAUAAUAUUGGUGAUAUUUAUUAAAACUUAAGUUUUAAUUAUUUAGAUUAAUUAAAUUUAACAGUAUUAAAUUGCAUAAAUAAACCACAAUCAAUUUUAUUAAAAUGAAUAGGUAGUUACUAUUAAUACAUUUUAACCAGGCGUGAAUUCGAGGAAUGACCGUUCCGAUAAAUAUGGUUUUUCUAAAAUCGCCAAAAAAUAAUUACCUAAUAGUUCUUUAAUAUUAUUUUUGAUUAAUAAUCCUUUGAAAUUCUUAAAUCUAGUUCUGCCUCCUUCUCUCCGUUUAAAAUUCCUAGAUCCGUCUGUGCUUGUGGACAGCGUUAAAUGUGAUUUAAAAUUUAAAUUUGUUAUAUUUUAAAACAAUAAUUUCUAAUAUGUUUAUUACUUUGAUUUCGCUCUACAAUACAAUAAAAUGUUCUAUAAUGGAACUUACUUUUUAUUAUAAAAUAAAAAGUACCCAAUGUUUUAAAUUAAUCAAUUAAAAUUAUGCUGUGAGAAUGUAUGAGAAUAAUAUUUUAAUAGUCUAAGCAAAUGGUUUUGGACACAAUUUAAAAUUUCAAUGGUACAUAGUGCAGUAGGUACUAUAAUAUUUUAAUGGGUUUUUUCUAAAAUAAUGUGAUCAUUAUAAUACUUGUUUUAAGCAUUACUUGUUAUUAUACAUCUAUAGUUAUUAUAUUUAUGGAAAUAUUUGGAAAUUUAUUCUGUUUUAUUUCACUACACAUUAAGACAAAAAUAUUCAAAUUCAUUUUUCAAAAAUGUGUAAUGUGUAUAGGGAGGAUAAAUGUUCGCGUUAUAAAAUGUCCAGGGGAAAAUUGUCAUACAUUCUUGAAAACCAUACAGCGUAUAAUAUUUUUAUUAAAGCAAGUUUACUACGUUAACCUUGGCUUAUCUAUAAAGGCCUAAACUUUAUUAUUAAUGAUAACGUAUAGGUAAUUAACUUUUUUACCGGCAUAUAAAUUUAAAAAAAGUAUAAAACAAUAGUAUCGAUGACUAUUAACACGAUAUAAUGUGCGUUAUGGUAAAUUGUACACGCAUUAGGUAUAUAACUUAAAUAGAGCCAUAUAGGUAUUUAUAGCUAACGACGAGAAUAAAAAGUUUAAAAAUAGUAAUUUUUUAAAGUUAUUUACAAAUAGGUAGGUAUCCAUAAUUUACUGUGUAUUAUCCAUGUCUACACAUAAUAAUAUACUACUUUAUGCUAGAAAUUGAUAAUAUUUUAUGAUUUACAAUGGAACUAUAACUAUAUAUAUAUAUAUUGUAGAAAAGUGUAAAUAUAAUAUAUUUAAACUUCCUUUAAAAUUUAAUAGGUACCUUAUAACGAAUUAGAUAGAUGUAUGAAAAAAGUAAUAACCAUAGUUGUGAUGGGCGUAUUGCAAUUAUUUGUAGGUAUACUUCGAUACUAAUAUUAUUUUUUGAAUUAUUAUAGGUAUUGAUAUUAACUUAUUUAAUAUUUAUAAUUUUUUUUUUUGUUUUUAAUUUAAAACUAUUAUUUAUUAUUGACAGUCUAAUGGUUUUGGAUAAAAGUAACCGUUAAUUAAAGUAUGCGGACAACGGAAUUCUCUUCUGAAAAUUUUUAUUAGAUUGAGCUGCAAAAUUUGAUCAGGUAUGUGUACUAUACAUCUAUAUAUUAUUUAUAAAGGCGACACUUGAAUAUAAUUAAUAUUAAUAAACGUACCACUUAAACUUCAUUUAUAAAUUUAUUUUCAUAUAUUCUAUACAUUUCACGAUUAAACAACAUUACAUUAUAGUAGUUUAGUGAACACCUUUUAGGAAAAUUUCAAAUUUUCCCCUCACAAAUGAUUUGAAAAUACGCCACUUCUUAAAAUCUGCUGCAAAAUUAUAGGUACUUUUCUCUGAACUUUAAAAAAUUAUUAAAAACCAUGAUUUAUUCAAUCAAAAUAAAAAGUUGAUACGUAAUAAUUUUCAAAAGAAUAAUAAUAAUAAAAUCUAUAAAAUGGCUUAAUAUUUUUCUAAUUUUUUGUAAGUAAUAAAAUGAAAUGUUAUUUUUUAGUUUUUUAAGAUGAACAAAUUUAAUUCAAAUAUAAAUAUUUGUAGUCCUUAUCCUUGCGAGUAAUAACAAUAAAAAAACAAAACAGAAUUUAACUAUUUUUAUUAUCUCAGGAAUAUUACAAUAGGCAUAUCUUCGUGAGACAGCCUGUAUUUUGUUCAUAUUUGUAUUUUAUUUCACUAAUUAUAGUUGCUAAUUAUUUACAUUCGUUAAAGAAAAAAACAUUAUUCCGCAUAUGUAUACAAUAUAAUAAACCUAAACCUCAGAGGGGUGAAUAUGAUGCUACGGCUUUAGCGAACAAGGGUCACGGAGCUUCUAUUGGUGAAAAGUCCAGUUGGGUAAUUUCAGUAGGCUUAUGGAACUGUUUCUGUGGGGUGAAUGAAUUCACUUUAUUGUCGAUAAUACCAUUUUCCCUGUGUGAAGGGUUCAGAAUACGUCCACGGUACCUCUUCUUGUUACAUCAGUAAGAGGCAACUAAUACAGUAUAAUAGGUAUACACGAAAUAUAAGGAUACCGACAAAAUAUUUUUAAAGAAGUUAUAGGGUUACUAAAAUGCCCUUUACAUUGUUAUUUUAUAAAUAAUUAUUUAAAAAUAACAAUUUAUGAUUAGAUAAUAAUUGUAGGUAUAGCUGCUUAUGAUCUCGGCCGGAGGAAUGUUUGAAGAAUGGCUCCACCGAUGUCGCGAAUCUCGCCAACUUGUUGUGGUGAUUGUGGCCAUAGCUCUACUCCUGGAUAAUAUGCUUUUAACAACUGUAGGCAAGUAUAAUAUUACAAUAAUAUUUUACCUAUUCGUAACAAACUCCCAACUAACAUGUACAUACCUUAGUUUGUAAUAUUACUAUUACCCCUAAUAAUUAAUCUUAUUUAUACCUAUUAUUAAUUCAAAUAUCGUAUAGUCUUAUAUUUACAUUAUUAAAUGAAAUGUGAAUAAUUUUACGAGUACUCUAUACUCUACAGUUUCGUCUUAAAUUACUGACAGCAUCAAAACUGAACGAUAUAUUAUUAAAAUGAUAAAACAGAUUCAAUUAGAAAUAUAACUCUAAAUAUUUGUGUCUUUAAUUGAGGAGGGCCGUAGAGAGACUGAGUUUCUCUUUUUUUAUACAGAUAUUUUAGCAUAUCCCAACAAUUUUCCAUAAUGAACACAGAUCCAAAAAUUUGUUGACUCCAAAUACUAAAUUUAUCAAUUUCAAAAAAUUAUUUACCUAUUUUUUUUUUGUUCUUUGAUAAUAAUUAAAUUUGAUGAUAAUGAUAUAACAUAUUAUAAAAUACAAAAAAAAAACCUAAACAAAUAUUAGUUUUAUCGAAUUUAGAAUUAAUUCAUAGUUGAUUUGUCGACUCAGGUGUCUUAAUUUCCAAGUUUAGGAGUAGGUAUCACUCUCUCCUCCCGUGCACUCCCCUAUAUCUCCGAUCUGCAUGAAAAUUAUAAACAUGUAUGUAUUUAACGAUUAAUGAAAUAUAAUAUUAAUGUAUGCACAUUAUUUUUUUACAUUUUUGCGUCCUCCUAAUUGUUUUCCAAUUCACGCAAUGCAGUUCCAUCUUAAACUGAACAGAUUAAACUUGUUUUUAGUGAAUACUUAUUAAUUCAAAAUUACACAGUUAUAUUAUAGACAUUUUUAAAUUGUAUAAUUCUUAAGAGUAUAUAGGACAUAGGUACUAUACAAUAGCUGUAUAAUUAAUAAUUACACAUUGUUUUUUUAUAUUACAGUACCGAUAAUACCGGAAUUCCUUUACGACAUCCAACAUCCCGAUCAACCUUUAACUUCAGACAUAUCACAAGCCCCUCAUGAUCAAUAUGUAGUCCCGCAUGGAGAUAUGGCAAAUUAUACAGGUACGUUCAUGUAAUUUACAUAAUAAAAACACUUAAUAAUAUAACACUAAUACAUUUUAUUAUAUUUGUAAACUGGUAAAUAAUAUAACAUAUAUAUACAUAGUAACAAUAAGUAGGUAUAUAUAGGUAUGUACCUAUUCUACCUUUGGAAAGGAGAGGGAAUCUAAAAUAAGACACCAAGAUUGAAGAUGAGGUUGUCCCCCCCUAGAGAAAAUUCACGUAUCUCCCAGAUAUUUUGGCAGUUUUAUUUCAAUCAAUACCACACACAAUUAUAUAAAUAAUAAAAUAUUAGGAAGUUUAAUAAUAUUUUAUAGAAAACGUUUUUUCUUAAUUAAAUUUAAUAUUAAACAAUAUAUUAAAUUUAUAUGAUUAAAAAACAGACAACAUGAAAUUUGAUAUACCCGUUAUAUAGUUUAGACUCUAGUGGUUUUCAAAUUGCGUGUCGUGAUACAUUGGUGUGUAAUGAACAUUCACUAAUUGGUUUUACUAUGAUGUGUGCUUUUUUUUUUUUUUUGUGUCUGUGAGCAACUUUUUCUUUCUGAAAUCUUGCCUCAAUCAAAAACUAAAAGCAUAUCAUUUUUGUUGCAUUUAAAAACUAGUUAAUGCGAUAAAUACGUAAUUAUUUGUUUCCUCAAGCGAUUUUGGAUGGGAUUACGAUAUUUGCAAGACAACUAUAAGGCCGACAGUGUAAGGGGCUGACAUAAUAAUAAUAUAUUUUAUAUUUCAUAAUUUUUAUUAAUCUUGUAGGUAUGUCUUCUUUAUAUCGUUUAUAAAAAUGUCCUACAGUGUUAUCCUUAUAUGUUAAGAGCUCUAUCAAUAUUUAUUUUUUUUUCAAACAAGUUUUGGGGAGGGGGGCACAGAUGUUGAAAAAAAUAAAAUUUGUAUCCCUUAGGAAAUCACUGAAAAAAAUAACUUUUUAAUUUUCCACUUUUUAAAAUUUAAAAAUGGUAAUUUUAUAAAAUAUAAUAUUCUUCAAAUUUUAAUGUAUCAUACAUUCAUACCCGAUUAAUAGUUUCUUAAUUAUAGUACCUAGCUUUAAUAAACAAAAAAUAGACGUGAAAACAAUUUAUUAAUAUUCAAUAGAAAAAAAGAAAUUACCGUGCUGAUUGUAAUUCUUUAUCACGUAACGUGUUAUUUUAAUGAAUAUUAAUAAUUGUUUUCACUCCAAUAGAAAUGAAAAUGACUAUUACUAAGAAAAUAUUUAUCGGAUAUGAAUGUAUGUUUAAAAUAAUAUAUUUUAUAAAAUGGCUAUUUGGAACAGUGAUAAAAUAAAAAGUAAUUUUUUUUUCAACAAUUAAGGGUUGAAAAUACAAAUUUAAUUUUACUUUACUUAUUUGUCCCACUCGCACAAAACCUGAAUGAAAAUUUUUUUUUAAACAAAAUAAAUAUUGAUGGAAUUAUUAGCAUAAGGAUAACACUGCAGGACACUCUGUAUAUGCGCUUGUAUGCAAUCAUAAUUGUCAAGCAACAUACCUAGGUCAAAAGAUCAAUUUUUAAAAGCUUAUAGCAUACACUUUUUAAUUAAUUAACUAUUUAUUAUACAUAUUUUAUACUUCUUUAAAUUUAAUACGACCUAUUUUAUAUUUAAUUUAAUUACGAAUUCAAUAAUUUAAUAAACUAAAUGGGUUUAUUUAGUUUAUUAUUUUUGUGUUUUAUUGAUAUAUUAUAAUUAAUUCGAUCGUUAAAUUUCGUCACUAUGUCGAUCCUAUGAUUGUCGACCGAUCGACCCUUUCCUAUCGUUGGAAAAUAUCGUAAAAAAAACGUAUAGGAAAAUUAGACAAAUAUUUACAGUGCGUGAUGAAUUUCAAUAUUUUAAAUUUCCAAAAUUUUAAAAGUAAUUUUUUUGAAGACAAAUUUUGUCUAUUUGACAAAAGAAGGUAAGAAGGUAAGAAGUUGUAAGAAGGUAAUUUUAUGAUAUCUCAAGCAAUUUACAUAACGAUUAGGAAAAAAAACAUAAAAGAAAAACGAUCAUGUUUACGACGUGAACAAUUUCAUUAUUUUAAAUUGUUCCGAUUUAGUUUUUCUUGUAGUCUUACGACAAAAUCAUGUGUAACAUGAUUUUUAAAAGACAAUUAUAUAAUACUUUAAGCAUGUAAUUUAAUUUUCAUGUAUGCUUUUUUUUUCUGUCUUUGAGGAACUCAGAAAUCUUGCUCCAAUCAAAAAAUGAUUAUAGAUAUAUUUUGAGUUGCAUUUAUAUAGAAGUGCGUUAAUUUUUCAAUUUAUAUGUAAAUGCUUGAAAAUUUAACUAAAAGUUCAUGAUAAAUUGACUAAGUGGUGAAAAAAAAAUUGAGUGUAAUUAAGUCGUCUUUUUAUUGCAUAGAAGCCAUUAUUGCGUGAUUGUGCCUACUUUGUUUAUUGUGUGUUGUGCUAUUUCACUCCGAUUCAUAAUAAUAGCACGUUUUCUAAAAGGAAAUUUGACUUGGGAGGUAUUUUAAUGAGGUAAUUUAUACAUUUUCUCAUCAAAUUUGAAAAACAGAGAGAAAACGGGAAAAUGUACGAAAUGUAGGUAUAUUAGUUAAAAAUAUUACGGCCCUUUUUUUUCCUGUGAACAACUUUUCUACCAGUAAUUUUACUCCGAUCUUCAAUGAAAACAAUUUUUCUACUGUUUAAUAUGACUGGGUAGAUACUUAAGGUAGCUAAUUUUUUGAUUUUCUCAGGAAUUUUCAUAAUAAAUAGGAACAUAUGAAAAACCAGAAAAAGCGUAGGAAAAACGGGAAAAUAGGAACAGUAUAAUAAAUAAAUGUUAUUAAAGAAAAUAUAUAAUGUAUAUGUAAUUAUUUUACCAUAAUAUGACAUAUGUAUGAUUGAUUGUUGCGUACAGAUUUACAUUAAAUUUCCUCUUUACUUUCUCAACUUCUCAUCUACAGCCCACCCACAUGCGAAGUAUGCCCGGCUCAUUUUUCUUUCGGUUUGCUCGAUUAUUAAAAAAACUACACAGAAAAUCAAAACACAACCUUCUUAUAUUUACCAACUUGACUAAAAAUUCAACAGUAAAAGUAUUUUUAUCGGAUCAAUAUUUCUGAUAGAAAAUAUAUAAAUAAAAAAUGAAUACAUAAAAAUAAAAUAAAUAAAUGAAUCAAUGCGUCACCUAGCGUAUUACGAUAAGUAUAUUAUACGACUGGUUUCGAAUUAAAAAUUCAUCGGGUGUAUCACAGUCAAAAUAUAAAAUGUAAACCGCGUUUUAUAUUUUGACUGUGAUACACCCGAUGAAUUUUUAAUUCGAAACCAGUCGUAUAAUAUACUUAUCGUAAUACUCUAGGUGACGCAUUAAUUCAUUUAUUUGUUUUAUUUUUUAAUUAUAUACAUUUUUUAUUUAUAUACUUAUUUACUUUAUUUAUUUACGAGUAUUAACCAUUUUGAUAAUUUUGUUUUUACUUUAUUAUUGAAAAUAUAUAAUUAGUAAAAAUUAAAAACAAUGAAACCGCGUGCCAUAAAUAUUUUUUUAUGGCCGUUUUUUCGAUAUUUUUUUUCCGAUUUUGCCCAUUCAUUGUAAAAACCCAUUGGAAAAUCAAACAAUGACCUACCUAAUACCCCAACUAUGUACGUUUUUUCAGAAAAAUGUCUACCUUGAUAUAUCAGAGGACGAUUUCUGUUGAAAAAUUUGCUCACAGACGAAAAAAAAAAAAUAAAAAUAGUUCCCUCAAUACGCUUCGAAUGUAAAAAAAAUGAGUGAAUGGGUUGUGGGUGCUUGGAUAUUAAUUAAUAUAUGGUGACACAAAUUCGUAUGGUUUUUUAAAAUUAAAUAUAACAAUACAAUACAUAGUAUUCAAUAUUCAUUAAAGAACAAUAAACAAAUAAAACGUAAAUAGGUCUUAACAAAGUUUUCUGGAUAUGCCAGUGUUUAUGUAUAGGUACAAUCAUUUACACAUAUAUUUAAGUCUGUGAAAAGUUUUGAAGUUUUAAAAGGGCUCUCGUGGAAACUAUAGUUAGUAACUCCUAUCAACUGGGUAAGGUUUAUUUUAUAUUUUAUAGGUAAAGUGUAGUAAGAUGUAAAGUAUUUUUGAUAGGCAGGUGGAUAGGUGGAAAAUGAAAUAAGUGAUUCGAGGAAAAAUACUUUGCACCGCCGCUAUUACGGAGUAUCACCACAUUACAUUAUGCAUUAUUUAUUUAUUUUAUUCUAUAGAAUUAACACUAUUUAGAUUUUUACAAAAGUAUUUGUAUUACUUACAUUACAUUAAAAAAAUUAUACAAAUUUAUUCCAAUUUUCCACGGAAAUGAGACUUAUUGCAACCUACUUUGUCGUUAAUAUGGUUAAUAUAUUUUUUUCUCCAUUACUUUUGUGUAUUUGUAUGGGAUUUUUCCUGUAUUAUAUGAGUUCUAACUCAAGAAUUUGAGUUGUUUUAUUGACGUAAUAAAGUGAUAAUAAGUUGAGUUGUAUUUUAAAUAUGCAUUUCACUAAUGGUUUUUCCUCAAAUAGCCCUAGAGUUACUCCAAAUGAAACUAGAAAAUUUAAAUUUGUUUAUAUAUAUAAAUAUAUCGUUAUUACUAAGGAUGUAUCUUUUGGGGGUUUAAACUUUCAACAUUCUCUCCUACUAUUUGUAUGCUCAAAUUUCACGAUUUUUUUUUUUUCAGAAGUAGUUGUAGUAUAGUAUAUACGAUAUAGUACUAUUUUAGUCAACGAUAAUAUAUAAUUACACGAAGAAUAUUUUAUAGUAUAAAGUAGGGGGGGGGAGGGGAAUUAAAUUUUAGUAACGGAUUUCUAUUGCUCACGGGUGUCUUUUUCUUGGAACGAUAUGUUAAAUUUAAAAAUAGAUUUAGUGUUCUGUACUAUGCAGAAUGUAAGUGUAUUAUAAUAAUGCUGUGUUGUUUUAUGCAAAUUAAAUUAGAAAAUGGAACAACUAGUUGGCAAACACAAGAAGCAAUUCUCAAAAAGGAAAGACACGACGAUCUGGUUCACGAAACUGUUGCGGUCGGUAUGAUGUUUGCGUCAAAAGCGGUAGUGCAGCUUAUGGUAAACCCAAUUGUUGGACCUCUAACCCACCGGAUUGGCUAUAGCAUUCCAAUGUUUACAGGAUUUUUCAUCAUGUUUAUAUCUACCAUAAGUAAAAAUCAGUCAUCGGAUCACGUAUAUAUAUAAUUCAUUUUUUUUUUUAAUUGUAUUUAAUAUAUUAUUUUUGUAGUAUUUGCUUUUGGUCGAAGUUAUGGAGUACUUUUUGUAGCGAGAGCUUUGCAAGGUAUCGGAUCAUCUUGUUCAACAGUCUCUGGUAAUUAUUAUACUAUACAGCAACAAAAACAAUCUAAAAUGUUUACAUAUAUUAUAUUGUUUUGAAAAAAUUAUUGUUUGUUUUGUUAGAUAUUUUUAGGUACAAAUACGUGUAUAUUGACAUACUUAUUUUUUUUCCAGGGAUGGGAAUGUUGGCUGAACGAUACCCGGAUGAUAAAGAACGAGGAAACGCAAUGGGUAUUGCAUUAGGUGGAUUAGCUCUAGGUGUAUUGAUCGGCCCACCAUUUGGCGGCAUCAUGUAUGAAUUUGUGGGAAAAACGGCUCCGUUUUUAAUACUUUCGGCUUUGGCACUAGGAGACGGAUGUACGGAAAUAAUUUGAAUAUUAAGUUUAAAACAUUUUAAUUAAAAUCCCGUGUCUAUUGCGAAUGAUUGACUUGCGGUAUAUGCCAUUAAACUGUAUAAAGAUAUUUCAGUAAGUAAUUAAACUGAAUAACACACUUUGCUGCAUACGUUGUUUGGUCCUAUAUAAAUCACAGUUGGAUUGAGCAUUGUAUGAGAUUUUUAGAGACAGUAUAAUAUAUCUUAUAUCAGUGGUUUUGACAUUUUUUAUUUCGCCUAUCACUAAUGUGUAUUACGGAUCUGUCAAGUACCACUUAUGAAUAAAAAUUAAACUAUUCAAAACUGUAAUACAUUUAUUUCAAAUUUUAAAACAGUAAAAUACUACACCAACAAUUAUUUAUAAAGAUUUUUUAAUUUUCAAACAAAUUAUAAAAUAACAUCAUAUCCGUAAAAAACAAAGUACAAAUAUUUAUUUAUUUUUCGUACAACCAUCAUGUGGCCUUCAGGAUACAACCAUAUUACCUAUCAUAUGCCAUCAGUGGUACGCACACCACAGAUUAAGAACCACUUAUAUAGAUUGGACCUUUGUAUAGUUAUUUAAGUGUAAAUGUUAUAACUACAUAAUAUGUAAAACUGUAUUAAAACAAAUAACAAUUACUUAAUCGUUAAAUUUUCUCUUAUAAAGUAUUAUGAUUAAAUAUUCCAAUUUUAAGAAGUUAAAAUAUAAUUUACUUACGAGUAUCAUUAUUAUCUAAAUAUCCAGUCUGUGAGGAAGUUGUCGAUAAGUUUUUUUGUUUUUUUUUUUUUUUAUAAAUGGUCAUCUUAAGAGUUGACACUGCAGAAAAUGUGGAUUAAAAAACUCGAUCAUUCUACUAUAAUAUCAUUUCGUAAAUUAUUUUAAGUGGCCUAAUCCCAAAAUUUUAAUAAUUUCAACUACCUAUCCGCAUUAUUUAAUAAACUAGAAGACUCCAUAUCGUUUCAGGCAUGCGUGCAAAUAUUGUAAAGGGUUUUUGUAAAUAUAUCUACUAUAUAUGGGAAAUUGGGAACUCAUAUUAAACCACUAUUAUUUUCUAUUAGAUUAAAAACACUAAAUAAAACAUAAUAGGUAGGUAUAUAAUUUUACGUCACGUAUUUUAUAGGUACCCAUGUUUUUAUGAAGUUAAUCUAUUGUCUGUAUGAAGUAUGUGCUGUGUUGUUAUGUGUAGGUUGCAGACACUUAAUUAAAGUGUUAAUAAUUAUAUGUAUAGUUGUAGUAUAUACACAUUUAGGUCAACGGUCUAUGCUAUUUAGUUAUAAAAUAAUAACUAGGUACAAAUAAAUUACUAUUACCUAUGUAUACGUAUAUAAACAAUAUAGAGUACCCCGCUAAAGUUCAAAUUUUGUGAAAUUUAUAGGAUUUUAUACAUCAUAUUGGUCGAUUAGGUUUCAUAAACUUUUUUUAAAAUAAAUUUUCAAGUUAUAAUAUUACCUACGUAUAUAUUUUUUGUACAUAUUAAUAAAUUAUAACAUUAGGAAUAUUAUAAAACGCCAUGCUUGUAACUAACGCUAUUUUACGAUUGUUCAAAACUGUUAAUAACAAAAUAAUAUUAUUUUGGACGAUUUUUGAGAUAAAUCAAUAUUUAUUUGAUAUUCGAUUUCAAUGAUAUUGUAAAUACCUACCAAAUUUGUAUUUUUAUUACACAUUUUGUUUAAAACAUUAUUAGUUUGUAAUAAUAAUACUAAUUAUAUAAUAAUAUAUAAUGUAAUUCAUCAAAAAGAAUAUAUUUCACUAAAAUUCAAUGCUUUCAGUAGCAAUUUUGACUAGCCUUUAAGCAGGGAGUGACGAUUAGUAUCUCAAUUCUCCUCCUCCAAAUUUAUACCUUGAAUUACAGCAUCUUGCAUUGGCUCCAUUAACCUAACUAAAACAUAGACACAAAAAUUAUCUAAAUAUUUUGAAAUAUCUAACACGUCUAGAAAAGGUUAAUAUAAUUAUUCUAUAAAAAUGUCAGAUCUCUACGAUUAGUUUUAACCGAUUUACAACACAAAAACAAAAUCUAAAAUAAAACCGUUUAUUAUUUAUACAUUUAUUCAAAUUAUCAUAUUAUAUAUAUAUAUAUAUAUAUAAAUGUAUGAAUAUAUUUUAUAAAUUAAACAAAUUUGUAUUAAAUAAUAAAAUCAAGAUUUAUUUUUUUUGCUACGUGCAAAGCGAUCAAUAUUUAACUCUAUUGAAAUAUCAAGUACUCGGUAAAUAUGAAGUAACACUAAACGAAAAAGUCAAUAUUGAGAUAUCUUCGUUGUCUAUAGAAUUAAAAUAUAAAUGCAAACAAAAGCGAAAUCAAAAAAAAAAAUCAAAUAAUUAUUUGUAUACAUACACAUUGUAAUAAGAUAUAAAGGACAAGGGGAUCCCCCAUUUCCAUUUCCCUUAAAAACCGCCACUGCAUGCUUAAAUGAAUACCAUCCAGGCUCCGAUAAUAUGGUUUUUAGUUAAGUAUUUUCUUACCUAUAUAAAAAAAUAUAUACAUAUAUAUAUAUGUAUAUACGAAUAAAAGAAUAAGAUUUAUACCAUUCUAGCUUUCCCGCCCGCCGUUACUGUGUCAAUUUUUUAUACAUUUUUACCCAUAUCUCUUUUUAGUUUUGACCGUGUCAAAAUGAAAACAAAUAGGUUGAAAGUGGAUAGCCCACCUUCAACAGACUAAAGUUGUUGUGUUAGGACAUUUUUUCGUGAUUUUCAUACCAAAAAUUUAAGAGGUGGGGUGAAUAUCAAAGGAAGUGAAGCCUAACCUUAUCCAUCGGGGAAUGGGGACGCCCGACAGUGGGAAAGUGAGCGCGGCGUUCUUUUUAUACCUUUAUGUGCGUAUUUUCCAACAAUUUAUAUUAAUAUAAAAUGAAUACAUAACUUGAAUACCAUUCAAAUUUUCAAAUUUUUCGGUAAAUUUUUUAAAAAUUUUCUUUCAUAUAAACCUUUUACUGACAUUUACGAAUACAAAAAAAAAUCAAUCAAAUCGGUCCAUCCGUUUUUAUAUUAUUAAUUUUCUUAAUAACGUAGGUAUAUUAACUACAUACUUUAUCUAUUUGAACAAUUUUCACGAAUAUUUGUAUCACAUAUUUGGUAUUAAUAUUUAUUUAUUUAGUAAACAUACAGAUUAAUAAAAAAAUACAUAGGUAUACACUAUAUGUAUACAGAUAAGAAAAAAAAAUAAAACUUAAUUACACUAAUAAUUAUCUUUUCUACAAACAUUUUAUUAAUUAUCUAAUAACGAAAACCACUACCUGUGAUUCCAAUAAUGAUUGAAAUUGAAUUUCUUAUUAAUAAACUGUACAUUUUUAACAUUAUUUCUUCACGUAAAUAUUAUUUAUAUUUAAAAUGAAUAAUUUAAUGUUUUGAUAAUAAAAAACAAACGGACAUACAUUCCACGAUGGGUGGGCUACUGUAAUAGGUUAGAAGUAUGCAAGUAGAGAGGAAAAAUGUAAUAUAUAUCUGUAUGCAAAGAUUAAUCAUGGCUACCGAAAAACGAUUUUGAGCGGAAUUCGGUUAUAUAUGUUUUGAAAAGCCGUAAUAUUUACGAUUUGAAAAUAAUACUAAUAAUUUUCCUGUUAUUCUCACGUUUUUUCCCAGGUUUUCACAUUUAUUGUGAAAACACAUGGGUAAAUCAAAAAAUGACUAUUCAAAAGUACUACCCCAGUCAGAUUUCCUUUCAGAAAAAGCGUUUAACUUGAAAAUUGGAGCAAACUUUUUAGCAGAAAAGUUGUUCCAAAAAAAUUAAAAAACAUUGUAAAACCAAUACAUUCCUCGUUACGCUCAGAAUCUAAACUGUAAACAAAUCUACAAUAAACUAAAACUAUAUUUAACUUUUAUACUAUGUCAUAUUAUAAAUUUUACUAUAAAAAAAAUAUUCUCCGUAAUUAUCUGGAUUCUAGAUACAUUUUGGAUCUAAAUUAACAACACGGAAAUAUAAAAUACAUUAUGACUUAUAUCCAAUUACUUACCUAUACCCAAGUACGUUUGGUAAUUAUGUGCUAUAAUAUUUUAUUGCAUAUCUUAUUCACCUAUAUUAAUCACUUUAGUUUAGUAUUAUAUUUAUUAUUUCACAAUAUUUGCAUGUAAUUUUGAACUAAGAGUAAAAUAAUAAUUCGAUUUUUAUAUAAGCAAUGGAAUAGUUAAUGACACAAAACUAUAUUAUGUUUGAUUUUUCACAUCUGCUUUAUGAAAUAUUUAAUUUUAGAUAAAUUUUACAGUUUAUGGCACAUAUUAUACUAGAAACUAUUAUUCUAAUUUAACACGUUUAUAACAAAAUCCAAUUAUAAUCUAAAUUUCGUAGUUAGUUAAAAUAUCAAAAUCGCUGUUUUUUUUUUUUAAUGUAUUAUAGUAAAAAAGUAAUUUAUUUUAUAUACAAAAUAUAUUUUUAAUUACUUAUCACUUAUCAUAUAUAAAACUGAUACAAGAUUCAUUAUUAAAACAUCUGUUUCGAUUUCAUUGUAAACCAUAAAUAAACAGUGGUUGUUCAAAUAUUUUUAUGUUGUUAAAAUAGGAUUUAGAAUUUUAGUUUUAUACGUAGGUAUACAUAAAAACAUGUAUAUAGAUAUAUAUAUAUAUAUAUAUAUGCGUAUAGAUAGGUACUCUAAUACAAAUUUGUAUCAAACUAUUGGUUAUCAUAUAAUUAUUAUUCAUUAAUAAUAACUACUAUACUUAGUUAUAUAAAUAUUAUUUAGAAUAUUGUCUUUAAUGGUCUUAUAUAACACUGGUUUGUAUUUAAUACGUGCACAAUAUUUACUUCGUACGUUAUUUUAUUUAUUUUUUUACAUAUUUUCUUUGUACAAGAAUUUUUGAAAUAACAACUCUUUUAAGCAUGAACACCAAAAAAUUACAAAUUCGAUUCAUAUAUUUUUUUUUCUUAGGAACUUUCUUAUUAUACUUUAUUUGUCAAAUACAAAUUUCAAAAAAAAAAAAAAUAUUUUAAUUUAAUUUUUGACUUUUUUAUAUAUUAUAAUAGUGCUACAGCUGUUGCUUUUACAACCUGGAGUGGUCAAAACGGAUGCUGAUCCUCCUUCGUUGAAAUCUUUGGUUAUGGAUCCGUACAUAAUAGUUGCGGCCGGUAAUAAUAAUUAAAUAAUUCAAAACUUUUUGAAAGAUAUUAAAACAAUUAUAUUGUUUAAAUUAGGUGCUAUAACAUUCGCAAAUACUGGAAUCGCAAUGCUUGAACCGUCUUUACCGAUAUGGAUGAUGGAUACUAUGGGCGCCGAGAGAUGGAAACAAGGAGUGACAUUUUUACCAGCCAGCAUUUCUUAUUUGAUCGGAACAAAUUUGUUUGGACCACUUGGUCAUCGUAUGGGCAGGUAAUAACUAAUAACAAUUAGCAAUAUGGUCACGACCGAAUAGUUACUAUUGAUCUAUUGGAUAGUUGACCACAUUUGGGCUAUUUGAUCGAUUAAAAGCUAUUUAAUUAAGCUAUGGAAAAAACUGUUCGAACAAUUUUUCGAAAUACUCAAUAGUUUUCUUGAAUAAAACUAUUGGGUCUUGAAAAAAAUGUAUUUGAGUAAAAAUUCGAUAUUUCAUCAAAACUAUAGAUAGUAUAUAUGUAAACUAUCUAGAAGUUUUCGGUAAUAAAUCGAUGAUUACAAUAAUUGUUACAAUAAUAUAUCUACACAAUUUACAGAUGGUUAGCUGCAAUGAUUGGAUUGAUUGUAAUCGGGAUUUGUUUGAUGAUAGUAAGAUAAUAUAAUUAUUCAUUCAUAAACCAUCAUAAACCCAUUUAAUGAUUAAAUUUUUCAACAGAACUUAUAUUAUAAUAUAUCGUAUAAAUAUAUUUAAGUAUAUUUUAUAUUUUUCACAGAUACCUACAGCAAGAGACAUUAACCACUUGAUUGUGCCAAACGCUGGUUUAGGUUUUGCCAUUGGCAUGGUGGAUUCGUCUAUGAUGCCCGAGCUUGGAUAUUUGGUCGAUAUUCGUCAUACAGCUGUUUAUGGCAGUGUUUACGCGAUCGGAGAUGUGGCUUUUUGUCUUGGUUAUACAAUCGGUUAGUAGGGUUUUGUUUAUUUGUAUAUGUUAUAAUAUAUGUCGUACAUAUAUUUAAUUCACUUUCAAUUCGAAUACAAUCAAAAUUAAUAAAACGUUAUCGAGUGAUGUUUAUAAUGCUUAUAUACAUUUAAUUUUUUACUAUAAUAGGACCGGCUUUAAGCGGUACGUUGGUGAAUACAAUUGGAUUUGAAUGGAUGUUAUUCGGAACGGCAAUGUUGAACUUUUUGUACGCACCACUUCUCUACUUGUUACGCAGUCCACCAACAAAGGAAGAGAAAAAAGUAAAAUCAUCUGAAUUUACAUCGUCGACUAAAUUAUAGAAUUGGACAGAAUUUUUGAAAAAUAUUAUCAAAUGAUGAUACAUAUCUAUACAAUUUGCUUCAUCAUUCAAUUAAAAAAAUUGUAUACAGUUGCAGUAUUUGUAUAGUUACCCAGAGACGUAUUUGGGUGUUUGUAUUUUAUUUUUUUAAUCAGUCAAAUACAAUGUAUGAAAAUGGUCUAUAAAUUGUACCACCCAGGACACAAGCUUUCCCAUUUCUUAAAUACGUCUCUAAAGCUAUCAGUUAACGUUAUAAUUUCAUAUAAAUUUUGUUUAGCUCCUCUAAUAUUGAAAUAAACUAUAUAGAUUUAGGUCAAAUAAAAUUUAACUUUUAAUGUAAAAAACAGUAAAAUAGAUACUGAAAAUGAUUAAAUAAAUGACUAAUAAAGUACAUAAUUUUCCGUAAAAGUCAAAUAAAAUGUUUUAUUAGUUAAAUUUUUGUUUAUAAUUUUAAAAUUGCAUACUCAAUAUUUUAAUAGUAAUAUUAGUGUAGAUAUUUUUUUAGAUUUCGACUAUAUAUUUAUAUGUAUUGUUAUAAAUAUAUGGAUAAUAGAUAAUAAGCUAGUAAAAUAACACAUUUAAUAUGUAUAAUUACAUUCUCACUUUUUUUUCAAAAAGAAUAGUAGGUUUAUAUAGAAUAACGCGGAAUAUAAAUAUUCGACCAAUUUCAAUGGGUAUGUAAAACUAUUAGACUAUCAUUUUAUAGCUUUAAUAAAGAAUACAGAUAACUACUAAAAAUACUAACUCUUAAAAUCGGCUUUAAAUAUUAACAAUAACCUAUAAUAGUUAAUCUAUGGUUAAUGAAUAUAAUAUGCUUAUGGCUAAAAACUAAAAUAAAAAACAAAGUGUAAAGGUGUUGGGGAAUAUUAAUUUGUGUUAAAAAAAAAAUUCUUAACAAAGUAAUUUUAAAAUAAUGUUUUACAACUAUUAUAUAGGAGAAUACAUAGAAUACAUUAAUGCAUUAUUGGUAUGUUAUUAUUUUCGCAGUCACUAGUCACCGGAGAAAAGUCAUCGGUACGUUACAUUACCUACCAAAACGAAGCGGACGAAGAAUAAUAAAUAAUCACCUUCAAAAAAUUUACUAACCAACGCUUGAUAAAUUACACGCUUGUACAUUUUUUUUUUCUUCCCGACAAAAAUAAUAAUAUACCUAAUCAAUAAUAUACACAACUGUAGCGUCACCAUAAUGUCUACGUGAUAUUACUGUAAUACAAAAUAUUAAAAAUAUACCUUUGACCUAUACUAUAAUAUAGGUAAUUCGAUUACAGCUUGUUAAAAUCAUUCCGGUGAUCUUGAUUUUUAUUCAUUAACUAAUAGCAUUACAUUAUUAAUAAUAUUAAUAAUACUAAUAAUACUAAUAAUCACACAGCUGUUGCUAAAAAUAUUAAAAUAGUGUUUAUUUUUAAAUUUAUACCCUUGUUAUAAUCGAAACCGAAACAAUCAUUGAUACAACGAGAAUUACUAUCUGAAUAUGAAUAGGUACAAUAAAAAAAAAAAUGAAUAAUUUAUUCACCUAUAAAAUAAUAUACCAUUAUAUUAUUACACUAUACGAUACUAUCGCAAUAAUUAACUAUAAUAUUAUACUCUCUAUAUAUAUAUUUAUUACAUUAUAUUAUGCAUAUUAUUAUUAUAUCAUUAACAUUUAUUAUAUUAUAUAGUUAAUGCAAAAUAUUAUAAUAAAUCGACUUUGCAACGUUAUACGAAUAUUUUCUUAUAUAUUAUAUAUUAUAUACUUAAAAUAUAAUAUUAAAUCGUAUUAUUAUGUAUACCUAUAUAUUUUACCGCUCAUCAUCAAGAGCGUCAGAACAUUUUGUUGAUUAAGACUGUUUAAUAUAAUAAUAUUAUUACCUAUUAUAAUACUUAAUAAAUACAUAUAUUAAUCAUGUUUUCUUUAUAUAUAUAUAUAAUAUAUAUAUAUAAAUAUAAUAUUAAAAUAUAUUAAUAAUAAUAAAGUGUCAGACCAAAAU